AUGUCUGAGGAGUCCGCAAGCAAAUCACAGGGCACCGCAUUUGUGUCUGAAGCCUUACCUUGGGCAGCCGUUCCAGCUGGCCAGGAAGCCCUGCAGCAUGAAGAAGUUUCUGAGAAGCCUGUAACACACAUUACUGGAACACCAGAUGGAGGAUUGACCGCGUGGCUGGUCGUUGUUGCUGUUAACUUGACUUUAUUUUCUACGUUCGGUAUAGCUAAUACAUGGGGGGUCUUUCAAGUGUAUUACGAGGAAAAUCUACUACGUCAGACUUCUCCUUCAAACAUAGCAUGGAUCGGUUCUGCGCAGUACGCGCUCAUAUACUUUCCAGCACUUGCGACAGGACGAAUGUUUGACCUAGGAUACUUCAGAAUACCCUUCUUGGCCGCUAGCUGUGUUAUCGUCGUAUCCGCCUUCCUAAUUGCGGAAUGCACUCAAUUUUGGCACUUCUUUCUUGUACAAGGUUUCAGUCUGGGAAUCUGCUGUGGUAUCAUAGUUGGACCGGCACUUGUUGUCAUUUCGCAUUGGUUCGACAGGAAAUGUGGUCUCGCUAUGUCAUUAGCCGCCGUUGGCGCUUCGUCUGGCAGUACUGUGUUUCCUGCAGCAGCUCAAAAAUUAAUUCCAUUAAUCGGAUUUCAAUGGACGAUGCGUGUAUUUGGAUUCAUUCUACUUGCUACACUUGGGAUGGCCAAUAUAUUACUGAAACGACGUCUUCCACCCGUCAAUGUUCGUGGGGGACUCUUCAAUCUUAAAGCAUUCCGCAACACAGCAUAUACCAUUUGUUGCAUUUCAGGAAUGCUUGGAUUUUUAGGACUCUACACAGAGCUAACAUAUAUCUCUGUGAGUGCCAUAGCAAUUGGCGUCUCCAAAAACUUUGCAUUCUAUAUAAUCGCGAUUGCCAAUGGAGCAUCUACAUUUGGACGUCUGUCAUCUGGACUACUGGCAGAUAAAAUUGGCGUACUCAAUACUAUGGCGGCUUUUACCGCGAUGGCAGGCAUUACGACAUUCGCUUGGCCAUUUGCUACAAAUGAAUCACAGAUUAUUGCAAUAGCCACCAUCUACGGAUUCUCCUCGGGAGGAUUCCUAGCUCUCUUCGCUUUAGCUGCCGUGGCAUUGGGAGAUAUAGAGGAUGCAGGCCGCCGAGUGGGGAUGUUCAUGUCCCUCGCUGCUUUUGGAGCUAUUGCAGGUCCCUCCGAUAUCAGGGGCCAUCAGUACUGCAUCAGGAGGGUUUGUUGA
This is a messenger RNA of Suillus discolor, 1233 nucleotides long. Its product is annotated as MFS general substrate transporter. Bases 1 to 1233 code for a protein of 410 amino acids. The transcript is spliced from 11 exons. Lineage: Eukaryota; Fungi; Basidiomycota; Agaricomycetes; Boletales; Suillaceae. The record is from RefSeq and is a predicted model, not a curated record. Gene Ontology annotation, biological process: transmembrane transport. Gene Ontology annotation, molecular function: transmembrane transporter activity. Gene Ontology annotation, cellular component: fungal-type vacuole membrane.